This is a messenger RNA of Chrysochloris asiatica (Cape golden mole), 1533 nucleotides long. It is a transcript of the gene RIPK3, whose product is annotated as receptor-interacting serine-threonine kinase 3. Gene Ontology annotation, biological process: protein phosphorylation. The record is from RefSeq and is a predicted model, not a curated record. Gene Ontology annotation, molecular function: ATP binding; JUN kinase kinase kinase activity. The transcript has 12 exons. Bases 1 to 1533 code for a protein of 510 amino acids. Lineage: Eukaryota; Metazoa; Chordata; Mammalia; Afrosoricida; Chrysochloridae.
AUGGGCAGGCCCGCCUUCCGGUUCGCCGGCUCGGUAAACCCGGGCUCGACAAGGCUCAGCCCUGUCUCCGCGCCGCUGGUGUCGGAAAAGGAAUUGGAGAACCCGCAGUUCCUCGGCCAAGGUGGAUUCGGCGCAGUGUUCCGGGCGCACCAUAGGACGUGGGGCUAUGAUGUAGCGGUCAAGAUCGUAGAUUCGAAGGCGGUAUUACGGGAAGUGAAGACCAUGGCUGAUCUGCGAAACAAUUAUGUGCUGCUCCUGUUAGGCGUUACUGACACACUGGAGUUGGAGAAUGUGUCAGGGCCGGCUUUGGUGACUCCGUUCAUGGAGAAUGGCUCCCUGUCCGGGAUGCUGCAGCCCCAGUGCCCUCAGCCCUGGCCACUCCUCUGCCGCCUACUUCAUGAAGUUGUGCUUGGGAUGUGUUACCUGCACAGCUUGAACCUGCUACACCGAGACCUCAAACCCUCCAACGUCCUGCUGGAUCAAGAGCUGCACGCCAAGCUGGCAGAUUUUGGCUUGUCAACAUUUCAGGGGGUGUCAGGAUCAAAGACAGGGUUCAGUGAGCCAUGGGGCACCCUAAACUACUUGGCCCCAGAACUAUUGGCUGAUGUAAACCAGAGGGCCUCCAAGGACAGUGAUGUCUACAGCUUUGGGAUCUUAAUGUGGGCAGUGCUAGCUGGAAGAGAAGCUGAGAUAGUGGUCCAGACAUCACUGGCACAGGUAGCAGUGUGUGAGAAUCAGGACCGGCCCCCUUUGACAGAGCUAUGUGAGCCAGGGCCCAACACUCCUGGCUUAAAAGUGUUGAAGAAGCUAAUGCAGCACUGCUGGAGCCAUGAGCCCAAAGACAGGCCCUCCUUCCAGGACUGUCGAUCAAAAACCUGUGAAGUCGUCUCUCUGGUCAAGGGAAAGAUGGAUGAUGCUGUCUCUAUGGUAAAGAAGUUUCUUUCUGAGCACAGGGGAAGCAAUAGAAAGAUGUCUGCCACAGAGCCAGGCUCAAGAGAGACAGAAAUGGAUGACCAGUGCUCUUGGAAUGAUUCCACAGUCUCUGAGAACCUGAAUAACCUACACCUGGAAGAGUACCCUAGCUCUGUUCCUAAAAACUGGACAAGGCUUACUGAGAAGAUCAACAUGCAGGGAGAGCAGGUCCAGGGCACCAAGAUAGCAGAGGCACUUUCAGAUUCAACUGUCCAAUAUGAAACACCAAAUUCCUCACCUUUCAGAAGCCAGGUACCCAACUCUACCUCAGCUUGGGUCCCAGGACCCAGGACCCAAGGGAAUCAGGGGGCUGAGAGAUAUGGCAAGAACUGGCCCCACGGGAUCUCAGGGCCAAAUCCAAUAUCAGGACAACCAUCUAUUGUCCUAGAGGGGUGCCAAGCAGUGCAGAUUGGAAACCACAACUACAUGAACAUACAAGCCAGACCUACCCUGUCCAUGGAGGGCCCAGCACCUCCCAGCCUGGUUAGGGGCUGGCAGAAGCCCCCAAGAGUAGGUUCUGAAGAAGGGCCUGAAGACCCUGAGCUGGAUAAAAUAGUGUGA